Hibiscus syriacus is the source of this 1962-nucleotide messenger RNA. RefSeq names its product BTB/POZ domain-containing protein At2g04740. The transcript has 5 exons. Gene Ontology annotation, cellular component: ubiquitin ligase complex; cytoplasm. NCBI's taxonomy places the organism in Eukaryota, Viridiplantae, Streptophyta, Magnoliopsida, Malvales, Malvaceae. The record is from RefSeq and is a predicted model, not a curated record. Gene Ontology annotation, molecular function: protein binding. The coding region runs from base 17 to 1774 and encodes 585 amino acids.
CAUUACAGUUUCCCAAAUGCCCUCACCACCUUCACCUUAUUUCUCGGAACUCGACGACAUAGACCUUGACGCCUCUGACUUCACCGCCUCCGUCCCACUCAAAAAGGUUCCCAACGGAGACAUAUUCGAGGCCUCCCGUGCCGGUGACGUUGACCGUCUCCGUUAUCUGCUCGAGUCCGGCGUCAACGUUAACGCCCGAGAUAAUUGGGACUCCGUUGCCUUGUACUAUGCUUGCUUAGCUGGACACUUGGAUGCCGCCCGUAUGUUACUGGAGAAUGGGGCUAUAUGCUCCGAGCAUACCUUCGAUGGGGAUAGGUGUCACUAUGCUGCUUUGAACUUGAAGGUUAGGAAACUUCUCAAGGCUUUCGAGGCUCGUCCGCCGCCUCUUGGACCCUUGCAGGGUGCCCUCAGAGAUACUUUCUUGAGCUGUGAGGCUAAUCGGGGUUUUAUCGACCAGGCUACUGAGAGUGGGCUACAUUUCCAGGUUUCGGGUUUUGCAUCGAAUGGGGCAUCAAGUUCCUAUUAUUUCCCACCAGAUGUUGUAUUUUUUGUGCAAGGCAGACCCAUUGAGGCUCAUAGAGUUAUUUUAAGUUCCCGCUCUCCAUUUUUUAGGAGAAAGUUUGAAACAGACUGGAAAGAUCGCAAUGAAGUGCGAUUUUCAAGAGAAAAGUUGUCUUAUCCUGCUCUCUAUAGUCUCAUCCACUUCUUUUAUUCUGACAGACUAGAGGUUGCUGUAGAUGAUAUGGAGGAUCUUGUGAGAAUUUGUAAAGUAUGCAAAUGUGAAUCGUUACAAAGGAUUCUAGAGAAAGAACUGAUUCACCAAAAAUAUGCUGAAUACAAAGCAUUGAGAGAUGUCGACAACUCUCAAAAACGGUUUAUUUUACAGGGCCUGUCCCUUCCUGAGGAAGACCGGCUUCCUGCUUCCUUGCAUCGAAUCCUUCAAAUUUCACUGGCACAGUCAUCCAAGGAAAACAGCCUAGACAUUGGUGUUGACAGAUUACUGCCUCAUGUUGGUGCUAUGCAGUUAAGUGACUCUCUAGAUGAUCUUGCAGAUAUUUGUGUAAGAGUUGAUAAAAGGAUUUUCCGUUGCCAUCAAGUUGUUUUAGCAUCAAGAUCAGAAUAUUUUAAAACAAGAUUGACUCGUAUGAAAGAAUUUCAUGAAGGGAAAGAUGCAUUACCAAGCGAUACCCUUCCAUAUCUUGAAGAACGUGGUUUGAGUGCUGAGGCAUUUGAGAAAAUGAUCGAGUAUAUGUACACUGAUGGUUUGACAGAUAUAGAUCCAGAUCAGGCGGAAGAAAUGUUUGAUGCCGCUUCUCGCUAUCUAUUAUUUCCUUUGAAGCGUGCUGUAGCUGAUGUACUGCUGCCACAUCUAGAGAUGGUCUCACCAGCUGAAUUGUGCCAUUGGCUGAUGCUAUCUGACAUGUAUGGUGUUCUGAAGAUACGAGACUAUUGUCUAGAUAUGAUUGCUUGCAACUUUGAGACAUUUGCGGACACAUGUGAGUUCCGAGCAAUGCUUUUGACACUGCCACCACCAUCUGGAGAUUCAUCACUCCGGACGACAGUUCCAAGUGCCCCAGGAGCUGUGAUUAAUACAGACCAAGCCAAUCUUCUUGAUGAUCUUCGAGAAAAAUGGCUUGAAGCUGAAGGUGCUGAGCUUGACGAGAGGGAUGAAAGUGCUCUACUUUUUGAUAAGCGCCUAGAGAUGCUUAUGGUUGUUGCAGAACAAGAAAAAUCUCUCCCUUCAGCUGCUGAUGGCCAUGAUUAUGUUACAUAAGCUCUGUUUUCUUUUCAUCAUCUUGUCUUUGCUUGAUAUGAACACCAUGGAUAUUCUCUUUCUUUUUACCUCUCUAUAGUAUAUUUGAUAGAAAAAUAAGCAUCUCAUUUGUAGCAUGGUGUAUUUCUUAGUACAAACAGUUUUGUGUGUUUUUAUAAUUUUUUUAAUAUAUAAGAAAGAGUGUUUUU